UCAUUCAGCCUGACUGAAGCUUCAACCGGUCAGUUUCAGUGUCGUCAGUUUCAGUGUCGGUGUCAGUGAUUUCGGUGUUGAAACGGAAGCGCUGUUCAUUUGCUAUUUUUACAAUAAAAUCUCAAUUACAUUUACACACGCAACUCUUUUAACCUACAUAAGUAACUUGGAACGUUUUGGAACUUCAAUUUUGCCGCCAUUCAUAAAAAGGUCUUGACGGUUUCUAUAUUUGAAUUGAUUUUAAAAACAAAAACAAUGGGUGCAAUUUAGUGUGAAUGGUAUUCAACUAUUUUCAAUAGUAUUGGGUCAUUGAAUCGCAACUUACCAAAGCUUAAAUCUUAAAAAAUGGGUCUGAUAAAAGAACUUGUUAUUGGAUGUCUGCUUGGAGUCUUAGCUCUAACGAUCUCAACUGCAGCUGAAGAUAAUCCUGGACCAAUUAUAAUCCCUGAGAAACUACCCGAUAUUCCCUAUGAUCAAAAAACAUCAGAACUUGUUGCACAAAGUGUGAUGAACUUUGCCCAUAAUUUGGCAGUUGCACUUGACACCAAUGAAUAUCCAAACACUCAAAUAUUCUCCCCUUUAAGUGUUAUGUCAGCUUUGUCCAUUCUCCAGAUGGGUGCCAAUGGCAACAGCUACAACCAACUAAGUCAACUUUUUGCUCUUUUGAAAGGAGAUGGAGAAAACGCUUCGAAAUCGUCAAAGAUUCAUGAAGAAUUUGGUUCGUUGUUGGUAGAUGUCAUGCAGUCUGAAGGCAGAUUCCCAAAGAGAUCUCGGUCCACCGCCGAAUGGAGAUUGAAACCCUUUACGGGUCACAGUUUGGGUUUUGGAGGGAAAAAUGACCUCGGUGACCACACAGUUCGAGUUUCGAAUGCACUUUUCAUCCAAAACGGAUUUAGUCUCAAGCCAGAUUAUGCUUACGCUGCACAAUCGGUGUACAAGAGUGAAGUCACACCUCUGGAUUUCGUUCAUUAUCCCGAACAAUCUAAGGACUAUAUAAACAGCUGGGUGAAGCAGAAUACACUCGGGAAGAUUCCCACCUUGAUUGAUGACGAACUUAGUAGUGAAACAAAAAUGGUUUUGGCCAGCACUCUCUACUUCCAAGGCUUCUGGGAGAAGGUGUUUUUCGAUGCUGAUGAUUAUAUUAAACAAGCCUUUUAUCCUGAUGGACCAGAGAGCUAUCCAGUUGGAAUAACGUUUAUGAAUAAUGGUGGCACUUUUCCCUAUUAUCUAUCGGAAGAGCACAAUUGUCGUAUCCUCGGCUUGCCCUACAAGGGAAAUCAAACUACCAUGUACGUAAUCCAGCCACUAGAAUCCACGCGAUUGAAACUUCAGCAAUUACAGAAAAAACUCACGGGUGAGCUCAUAAAUGAGCUCAUCUCAAAAAUGGAGUACAGAACUGUUACAUUUGCCUUUCCCAAAUUCCACGUAGAAAAUAAGAUGCACUUGAAGGCUGCCCUCAAACGCAUGGGCAUCGAAGACAUCUUCGUAGAUCGCCGUUCUGACCUCGCUUUGAUUGCUGAUCCCGAAGAAAAUUCAUUACCAACAAAGCCGAAAAUUGCUCCUUUGUCUGAAUUCGCAGCUAGUAUUGUUCCAAUUCCUGAAGACAUUAUCUCAUCUUCUUUAUCAUCAGCUUCUUCUAAAACAGCACCGUCAUCAUCAUCAUCAUUGUUUUCUGAUGCUUUUGAUCGCUUUGGUGAUGCUCCAUUGAUUUUUUCACGUUUUAGUGAAGACUCAAACAAUCAAACUACUGGAAAUACCGAUAGACCAGAUGAAAUGGUUGAGACAACUACAUUGGUUGAUGAACUUUCUCAAGAAGAAACUACAUUAAUUCCAGAAGAAAUCAUAACUACAUUGAGUCCGGAAGUGACAUCAUCACAACAAAGAAAGCGUCGUGAAGCUGUUCCACUAACACCUUCACUUAAAAGUCUUCAAAAAUUGGACGAGAUGCGUUCUAAUCCAGAAGGCUUGAAAAAUCCCAAUUUGUAUGUUGAUGAAAUCGUUCAUAAAAUUGAUUUCAAUAUCAAUGAAAAGGGUACAGAGGCAGCUGCAGCAACUGCUGGAUUUUUACUUAAAACCGGGCCAGAUGUGUCGAUGAGGUGUGAUACACCUUUUUUGAUACUUGUUCGACACGAUCCCACCAAAUUGCCAUUAUUCUAUGGAAUAAUUAAUAUACCCGUUUGAGUUGUUAACUUCGUGAAGAUACUCCAUAGUUUAUAAAAACCUACAAGAUUCUAAGUUCAACUUAUUACAGAAAAAAAAAUCUUUCAAGACAUACUUCUAAAAAAAACUAAGCUAUAUUAUAAAUUGUAUUUCUAUAAUCGUCUAAUAAAAUCAAAAUAUUAAAAUAAGAACUUUAAAUAUUUAAAAAAUGUGUUGUUCAAA
This is a messenger RNA of Eupeodes corollae, 2382 nucleotides long. RefSeq names its product serine protease inhibitor 28Dc-like. The record is from RefSeq and is a predicted model, not a curated record. The transcript has 5 exons. The coding region runs from base 346 to 2181 and encodes 611 amino acids. NCBI's taxonomy places the organism in Eukaryota, Metazoa, Arthropoda, Insecta, Diptera, Syrphidae. Gene Ontology annotation, molecular function: serine-type endopeptidase inhibitor activity.